AUGCACAGCAGUGGUUCACUUUUAAAUGCAAACAACAAUGAUGUUGUUGAAAAAUCUGUUCUGGAACGACUUGCUUCCACUUCCGAUGGAAAUGACUUGGACAAUGCCGAGAAGUUGGAAAGGGGUACUAGGACAGAAUCCAGUACUAAUGUUACCAUUAGUCGGAUUCUUCAGCAGUUGGAACAGUUGAUCCGAUCCGAUGACUGGGUUAAUAAAGAAGUAAAAGAUUAUGGCGAAAGUCCACACCCUUCAGAAUUUCCCAAAAAGAGGGCUUAUAUUGUCAGUUCACAUUUAUCAGAAUUGGGACGUACGUUGAUUGUCAGUUCAUCCCUUAAAAGUUACAUUAAUCUGCUGGGAACCCAUCACAGACAAUGUAUUGCUUCGUGGCUUUACGGUAGCACAUCGCAAACACUCAGCACACUCUUCCGUACAUCCAACAGCAAUUUGCAUUGCUCCGAGCAUGGCUCAUCAUUCUUAAAUUCGAUCAAAGCAGAAAUUGGUCAUGCAAUUCGUCUUGCACUGUAUGAUGCGUACGGUCCCGAUUACUGCUCGAAAGGAUGGCGCGCUUUUCUUCAGAUGGGUUCACCAGUGGUGUAUAUUUCACCUGCUUUGCAUAUCGACCUUUCUUCAUACCUCUCCACUGAAUACUUGAUUGGAGACAUUGUCAUUUUGAAGAAAUCAGAUGGAGAUUUUUCUGACAUUGAAGGACGAAUUGAUCACAUCGCAUUCGAAAAACAGCUCGAUGAGGACAUUGCUGCUGGAAAAAAGCCGCUGAUGGUGAUUGGAGUUGUUGGGUCAUCAAUCCUUGGGCAGAAUGAUAUCAUAAGUCGUCUUUUGGAAAUAAGGAAAUCCAAGGCUGAUUUCUGGAUACAUGUCAUUGGACAGGGUUUGGCUGCAUUGUGUCUAAAGGAACCACCCGAAGUGCUGGUACAUGUGUUAUCACAAGUGGACAGUUUCACGGCUCCACUUGCGUUGUGGCUUGGUAUACCGGCGGCGCCGAUCAUUACACUGCAUCGAUCCGUUGAUAAUCAGAAGCCGUUAUACCAUGAAAAACUGGCUGUAUUGCCAUGGUGGAUCGCAUAUCACCAUUUGACACCUUCCAAGAUUACUGACACUAUUGAGAACGCUUACCUCUUGAGCAGAGUAAUGCUUCGAGGUCUGGCAGCUUUUCCGCAGAUCGAGAUUCUCGGUUUUGAGAAUCCUGUCGAAUUUGCAAAUCAUGUUUACAAAAGCAUCUGUACAUCUCCCACUGUUCUGAUUUUCAAGUACAGAUGUCCAAAUCUGGUUCUGGAACAGGUGAAAAAAGAGAAGAUUCCCGGAUGUAAUAGCCGAAGUUCUUCAAAUACUUUAACAAACGAUUAUGUGUAUUCGUGCGAUGCUAAUAAUACAUUUGUUGAUAAUUUCUUUUCAACAUCAGAUUACGAUAUCGACAAGCUAGAAUAUGCUGAUUCAUUGAAUUUUUGGCUUAGUCAAGGACUGAUAUCGGAUUGCGGCGAACUGGGGCUGCAAAUGGUUACGUUUGGUGACUCACAUCGCUCUGCACUCCGUUUCUGCCCGCUAGAAAGCGCUGCUUGUUAG
Messenger RNA from Brugia pahangi, 1578 nucleotides. The record is from the annotation of a GenBank genome assembly. NCBI's taxonomy places the organism in Eukaryota, Metazoa, Nematoda, Chromadorea, Rhabditida, Onchocercidae.